GCCAGGACAAGACCCGCCUCGUGUUUACAUCUUAGCCAUGUCUUCCUGGUUCCUCAAGUGUCCAGUUCACGAGUGUGUGAGAUCGAAGAAGUUCCUGAGGGUGAACUAAACAGUGAUGGAGAGGCAGAACGAGGGGCGUGGCGGGCCGAGGAUGACGAAGGAGGCAUUGAAGAAACUCUGUAAGCAACACAACCUGUACUCCGUGCCCGCCCUUAAUGACGUCCUGUACCUGCACUUCCAAGGGUACACGGAGAUCGAGAACCUGGAGGAGUACACGGGUCUUCGGUGUCUGUGGCUGGAGAACAACGGACUGCGGCGCAUCACAGGGCUGGACCAUCUAAGGAACCUUCGCUCUCUCCACCUCCACCACAACCUGCUCACCUCUCUGGCAGGCCUCCAGCACCUGGCCAGCCUCGUCACGCUCAACGUCUCCUACAAUAUGAUCAGAAACAUCGAACAUAUCAGUAGCCUGGUGAACCUAGAGACGCUGCAGAUCACACACAACCGCCUCUCCUCCGUAGCCUGCCUCACACCGCUCGCCUCCUGCCCCGUCCUCUCCUCUCUGGACCUCUCCCACAACAACCUGCAGGGACCUGGCCUCGCCCUGGCCCUGGGGGAGGUGCGGAGCCUCAGGUGUCUCCAAGCUACAGGUAAUCCGGCCACGCGUGAGGUGCGGCCCUACAGGAACACCUUCAUUCUCACUUGCCCGGAGCUCACCUACCUAGAUGACCGCCCUGUGUUCCCCGUGGACCGCGCCGCCGCUCUAGCCUGGCAGGGCGGGGGCGUAGAGGCGGAGAGGGAGACGAGGAAGGAAUGGGCGGAGCGGAAACAUCGGCGCCAGAGGGAGUGUGUGGAUGAUUUACUGAAGCUUCGUCAGAGAGUCCUGGCAGAGCGAGCAGCCAAGGAAGAGACACCAGAGGGCGCUGCAGCACCUGACGCGACCUCGGACAUGGGGAUCUAUGUACAAGACGACGGCCAUGAGAAGAUCUACGCCCUGACUCCAGAAGCCAAGGCGUGGGCAAUGAAGAGACUGAAGAAAGCGAAGGAGAAUGAGGAGGAGGAUGAACUGCAGAAGGAAGGAGAGGAGGAAUCUGCUCAUACUAAUACAGAGAAAGUAGAUGAGGAAAACGAGAAGACUGUGGAGAUGCCUGAUGUCAAGGAGAAGGCCGUGCAGGACGAGGAGAGUGAUCAGAGUGACCAGAGUGACUUGUACAAGGACGAAGGGUUCAAGACACUCCUGGGGUUCCUGAGCGAAGGUUCUGAUGACCUGGAUAAUCUCUGUGUUCUGAACAACACGAGAAAUGCAGGGAAAUCGAGCGAAAUUAUGCAACGUGAGUACUUAGAAGAAAUCAUAGGGAUAUCCCCUGAAGAUCAAGUCGAGGUCCUGUUCCCUGAGAAUCAUCAUGUGGAGGGUCUGUCUCCAAAACAUAAAGUUGAAGUUCCGUGUUCUGUAGAUCAAGUCGAUAGUUUGUCUUCUAAAGAUAAAAUCGAGGUUUUGUCCUGCGAAAAUCUUGCCAAUAUAUUGUCUCCUGAAGACUCGGUAAACGAUGAUGGUGUCAAGGGAACGUCCUGGCGUGAGACAGAGACUGGGAAACCGAAACCCUUGGAGGAUUUCCACAUUGCUCAACUCUUUAACACAGAGACUCAGUGUUCGAACCCUUGUGGUGAAGUUGGCGGUGAUGGCACAGAUUUUCUGAAGUCAAGGAAUGCGUCGACAGAGCCAGAGUAUGAUGAUCUUGGUCCUCGCUUGUCCUUGUCUCUGCGGUACCAGGAAGAAGAGGAGGAGGAAGAAGCGGAGGACAACGAGGAGAGGGACCAACUAUUUUUGAGGAGCUGUCACAACUUCAUCAGAGCGCACACGGCAACCACAGAGAAUCCUGGGCUGCUCCUGGAAGCCGAGGGAGAUGAGGCUUCCUGCUCCUCCCUCCACCACCACCACGAGCAGCUUGAGGAGGAGGAGGAGGAGACAGAAGGAGCAAACCAAGAUCUCUUCCUGAGCUCCCAGAGUAUCAUCAGAAACACAGAGUGCAACACAGAGCCUCGUGAACGUAACAGAGGCGCCGCCGAAGCAGAGGAGCAAAGACUAUCUUCCCCAAACCUGGACUCGGAUCAAUAUACACAAGCGUUCCUGCGGGAGCUAGUGGCCAGACACCAGGCUGCUGCCGAGGACCAGUCAGAUAUUGAGGAGAUUCUGGACAACCUGGAUCUGGAGGCCGAGGAGACAAUGCCGGUACACCCUCGACACCCGCACGCCCACCUCCUCCGCCAGCUGGCCAAUGGCAGUGAGCCUGAGAGCGGUGAUGACGAAGAACCGAUAACUCGAAGACCCCUGAACGGCAUGAGGCUCCCGCCGCGCCACGCUGGCGUCCCGGUGUUCGGCGAGCGCUGGGUGGAGGAGGUGAGAAGGAGCAUCCUGGAGGACGCGGAUUGGGAGGAGGAGAUUGAGUCCUCCAUCGACACAUCGGAGGAGGAGGGCAGCGUGGACGAUCUCAACGUGGAGACGCCGGAAGAAUCGAGUCUAGCUGAGGACGACUCCAGCUGGCAGGACGAAGACAGCGUGUUUGAGGAGGAGAGCGUGAGUGACGUCAGCAGCGCGGGGAAGGUGGUGCCUGAGGGAGCGGGCAGGAACGCGGAAGGGAACAACCUGCUGGACGGCUCGCCAAGAACACAAACAGAUGCUGCCGCCCUCAGGACGCCCGCGCCGCUGUCUGUCGAUGACGAGGACUCCAAUACCACCUCAUGCUCCAGCCUCAGCCUCACCUCCCUGCAAAACUCCCCGGCACACGCUAUCUAUGCACCACAGGGGCACCAGGACUCGCCCUGGUCAACCAUGGGGGAGGGGAACAAACAUGGCAAAUCAUCAGGAAGGGAAAGAAAAACAGAAAUCGGAAACUUCAUCGAAGAUUCACCACAGCCUCAGUUCCCGGUGCGUGACGUCAGCAGCGCCCUGGGUGACUUGGGUGAGUCAGCAGCGACGGCACCCGCGGCGGCAGAGUCAGCCUCUUCCUGCAUGAGCGGUGAUGCAAGUGGAUGUGACGCGGUGCCUCCCGGAUUCCUGAAGGAGGAUCACUUGUCACCACAAGAAAUAGUGAACAUUGUGGCAUCUGAGGGCGUUGUGCAGCAACACGAGGCAGGAGGUGGCGCCUCGAGACAGCGGGGAUCGAGGUGCAGCACGCGUGACGCCCUCAGGAGCUCCCACGAAGCCUUCGUCAGGGGACACAACAUCACAGGGCGGAGGGGAGAGCCUGGCGGUGAUGCAAGGGGAGUGCCGAGGGACUGGACUGACCACGACGGGGAGGAAUAGACGCAACAGGGAGACACACGGAGCCACAAGGAGCCACACGGAGCCACAUGGAGCCACACGGAGUCACGGGGAACCAGAGGGAUCUACAUGGAGCCAUAGUGAGCCACAGGGGGCUAGAAGGAGUCGCAGAGAGCUACACGGAGAUACAGGGAGUCAUACAUUCCUCUCUAGCUGACUCUCAUUGUCUCCAACACUGCACAGGGGAACACUCGCAGCCAUCUUGACCAACGCAACAUGAGACUUGAGUGGGGAGCAACAUGAGACGUACACUCGUAUUCAGAAACGCCUUCACCUUUCACUACGACAGUUUUCCAAGGCCACAGAUACAACUAACCACG
Messenger RNA from Portunus trituberculatus (swimming crab), 3642 nucleotides. RefSeq names its product dynein axonemal assembly factor 1 homolog (gene dtr). Gene Ontology annotation, molecular function: protein binding. The coding region runs from base 116 to 3304 and encodes 1062 amino acids. The record is from RefSeq and is a predicted model, not a curated record. Lineage: Eukaryota; Metazoa; Arthropoda; Malacostraca; Decapoda; Portunidae. The transcript has 8 exons.